This is a messenger RNA of Penicillium griseofulvum, 855 nucleotides long. Its product is annotated as putative U-box domain protein. Gene Ontology annotation, cellular component: cytoplasm. The record is from RefSeq and is a predicted model, not a curated record. NCBI's taxonomy places the organism in Eukaryota, Fungi, Ascomycota, Eurotiomycetes, Eurotiales, Aspergillaceae. The coding region runs from base 1 to 855 and encodes 284 amino acids. Gene Ontology annotation, molecular function: protein-folding chaperone binding; ubiquitin protein ligase activity. The transcript is spliced from 3 exons. Gene Ontology annotation, biological process: proteasome-mediated ubiquitin-dependent protein catabolic process; protein polyubiquitination; cellular response to misfolded protein.
AUGGCCCAAGAACUGAAAGCAAAGGGCAACGAGCUCUUCAAAGCCGGAGAUUACACCGGUGCCGAAGAUUUCUACUCCCAAGCAAUCCAAAAGAACCCCCGAGACGCAACCUUCUUCACAAACCGCGCUAUCACCCGAAUCAAGCUCGCGAAAUGGGCAGACGUCGAACAUGACGCUCGCGCCGCGAUCGAAAUCUACGGUUUAAAGAACCCCGCCGCCCUAAAGAGCCACUAUUACCUAGCCCAAGCCCUCCUAGGCCUGCAACGUCCACAAGAAGCGCACGAUGUCGCAUCCGACGCAUACCAACAGAGUCUAGCAGCGAAGAGUGCCCAGACGGAGAACCUGUCGCGCACAGUCUUGCGCGCGAAGCAGCAGAUCUGGGCUGCGCGGGAGACGGCCCGGCUGCGCGAGCUGAAUGAGACACUGGGAUCUGUCGAGGCGCUCGUUGAGGCUGAUGUAGCGCGUGCGCUGGCGGAGUUGCAGGGUCGGUUGGAACGUGGGGAGAUCGGGGAGAUUGGGUUUGGGGAGGAUCAGAAGGCGUUGCGGGAUGAUGCGGAGACUAAGAUUAAGAAUUUGAGGGAGGCUUUUCGACUUGCUUCGAAGGGGGAGGUUCAGGAACGGGUUGUGCCGGACCAUCUUAUUGAUGGGAUCACCUUCGAGAUCAUGCAUGAUCCGGUUAUUACACCGUCUGGGGUUAGUUUCGAUCGCUUGGGUAUCACCAAGUAUGUUGAGAAGUCGGGUGUCGAUCCUUUGACUCGGGCUCCUCUUAGUGUCCAUGAUCUGCGGAACAAUUAUGCUCUCAAGGCUGCUUGUGAGGAAUUCCUUAAGAACAAUGGAUGGGCGGUGGACUGGUGA